AUGGGGUCCGACCUGCUCGCACACUUUGAGACGGGCACCUACCGCCGCAACAACACGUUUCUUGGGGACGAGGAGUACGGCCGCGCGCUGGACUGCUUCGUGAAGGGUUGCGCAGAUGUGCUGAUGCAAGACGAAAGCACGGGGCAGCUGCUCAUCAUGCGGCGCAUCGUGCAUCCCCAGCCUGACUGGUGGUUUGUCGGCGGCCGCAUGCGGGCAGGCGACACGCCCGAGGCGGCGGCGCAGAAGAACGUGCUGCGUGAGACGGGGCUGCGGUUGCCCCUGGACCGCUUCACACCAGUCUGCACGACGUCCAUGCUGUGGCAGAAGCGCAAGCAGGAGCCCGAGGACAACGGCACUGCAGACAUCGCGGUCGUGUUCCUCGUCCGCCUGACCGAGUCUGAGCGCACCGCCAUCAAGGCUGACAGCGAAGAGUACGACGAGAUGGCCUGGAUGGCGCCGGAGGCCGUCGCGGGCGGCGGCGACUACCACCCAGCCCUGCGAAGGGCGGCGCAGCACGUGCUGGCCCAUGCGGCAUACCUCGGCCUCGAGGCGGCUGCGGGGGCGGGCGGGGACGACGCCACGGUGGCGGCGGCCGCCCGCGCGUACGUGUCCGCGCAGGCGACAGCCAAGCAGCUCGGGACCCUGCCGGUGCCUUUCAAGCAGCUGCGCGCGGCGCCGUCCGCGGCACAGAAUGCCUGA
Monoraphidium neglectum is the source of this 699-nucleotide messenger RNA. RefSeq lists its product as hypothetical. The record is from RefSeq and is a predicted model, not a curated record. Lineage: Eukaryota; Viridiplantae; Chlorophyta; Chlorophyceae; Sphaeropleales; Selenastraceae. The transcript has 7 exons. Bases 1 to 699 code for a protein of 232 amino acids.